This is a messenger RNA of Eucalyptus grandis, 621 nucleotides long. Its product is annotated as alpha-farnesene synthase-like. Lineage: Eukaryota; Viridiplantae; Streptophyta; Magnoliopsida; Myrtales; Myrtaceae. The record is from RefSeq and is a predicted model, not a curated record. Gene Ontology annotation, molecular function: terpene synthase activity. The transcript is spliced from 2 exons. The coding region runs from base 1 to 621 and encodes 206 amino acids.
AUGGAAGGGCUCGUGGAGGAAGUAAAGCGAAUGUUAUCGGAAGUGGUCAAUUCGCUUGCCAAGUUAGAGUUAAUUGACAGCAUGACCAAAUUGGGGUUGUCCAACCUUUUUGAAAAUGAAAUGAAAGAAGCUCUUGAAAUAGUUGCAUCCAUCAACAAUGAUGUUUUCACCAUGGAAGAACAUCUCUAUGCCAGUGCACUUCGGUUUAGACUCCUUAGACAGCAAGGCCAUAUCAUUUCGCAAAAUGAAUUAAGGAGCUUCAAAGAAGGAAGCAUCUUAUUCAACAGAAGCAAUUGCGAAAAUGUUGAAGCUAUGAUAGAGCUUCUUGAGGCUUCACAUCUGGCUUUGGAAGGUGAAAACAUUUUGCACGAAGCGAAAGCCUUCUCAACUGGGAUUCUCCACGAGAGAGUCUCUGGUUUGGACAGUCGGCUCUUUAAAUGCGCCGUCCACGCUUUGGAGCUUCCGUUGCAUUGGAGGGUCCAGUGGUUCGAUAUCAAGUGGCAAAUAAGCUUGUACGAGCAACGGGAGGACAAGCAAAGCAAUCUGCUUGAGCUUGCCAAGCUCAAUUUCAACACGGUCCAAGCCACACACCAAAGAGAUCUUAUAGAGAUAUCCAGGUAA